Podospora bellae-mahoneyi is the source of this 5249-nucleotide messenger RNA. RefSeq names its product serine/threonine protein kinase (gene FUN31). NCBI's taxonomy places the organism in Eukaryota, Fungi, Ascomycota, Sordariomycetes, Sordariales, Podosporaceae. Bases 1100 to 4729 code for a protein of 1209 amino acids. The transcript has 4 exons. Gene Ontology annotation, biological process: intracellular signal transduction; protein phosphorylation; negative regulation of glycogen biosynthetic process. Gene Ontology annotation, molecular function: protein serine/threonine kinase activity; ATP binding. Gene Ontology annotation, cellular component: nucleus; cytosol; cytoplasm. The record is from RefSeq and is a predicted model, not a curated record.
GGGUUUCGUUCGGGGUCCACAGUGCGUUUCCAGCAGCUUGGGACUGUGGUGGGCUCGGCUGGUUGGGUAGAAGGCGGUCUCUAACUGGGCAGAGAGAAGCAAGCCUGCAGCCAUCCUCAUUUCGUGAUACCGGCGGGGGAACAGGAACACGCGUGGUAGUUCAUCAGAGAUAUUACACAGCCUUAACCCUUCCUGGAUGCCUGGAGAAAUGGACCUAUGUCAUGCCGUUGUUGUAUCGAGCAUUUGUUGACUUUUGCCCUUUGAAGCGGCAGAACAAAUAGCCACUUCAGCGCUUACCGCGCCGGACCGCGGGGGUCUGUGUGGCCGUUUGGGGCUUUUGGGCCUCGGGAUGAUCACUGCGGCCAAAUGUUCUACCGUGUGCGCACUGUGCCGCGAUGGGCUGCCCUAUGGUGGCCAACCUGAACUCCCCCUCUGCCCGCCCCAUCACUGCUCGUCAUGCACAUCUAAACUUGGGGCAGCCCGCUAAAUACUUGCAAGAGCGGACCCAGCGAGUGACAGAUCAUCCUCACAAUCUCGAUUUCGCUGCAAACAACGUGCGACGGCCAGCGACACGAUUCCAUCAGGCACCUAUCCAGACUUUGAGAGAACCACAGGGCAUCUGACUGACAGCAGCCACGGUCGAAUCAACUCGAACCCAUCCAUCCCUCCACUGCUGCCCGUCGCUUGUCCAGUCGCGGUCGCAGCCGCAGUCGCAGUCGCACUCUUCCUCAACGGGCUCUCCGAUUUCGAAAGUGCAUGCAUACCUCACCUGGCAGCCCUAUCGAGAGCUUCAAAAAUCUGCACCUCGUCCCCUGCACUCGCCGCUGCCCUACCUCCGUACUCAAGACACCAGCUAUUUUCUGCGCCGCCAAAGUACUAGGGGGCCAAAUACAAAGAGGGGUGGGCUCUGAAUCUUGUCUUGUCCUUGAGCUUGACCACACCCGACAGACAGACGUAGCUUGGGCUCGACUCUUGCCAACCCCGCCAGCCGCGAGCCAGGAGACACGAGACACGAGCCACGAGCCUCUCUCCAACACAUACCCUUCCAUACGCAUUUGCUACACUGCAGACCACUGAAUACACUCUGCUUGCGCCAAUUAUGCUCGGUGUAUAUGGUGGGAACCAUGACAAUGGCGACGAAACACGACACGAUGCCGAGGAGCAGCGCGGCCGGUCAAGGCUCUCGCCGGGCUUGCACAUCCCAAAGAACCGAAGCACGGGAAACCUAGGGCAUAUGGGCGGUGAUAACUCUGAAAAGGCUCGAAUUCGAUUCUCGUUUGAUGCUGGGCCCUCUGCCACGGAAUAUGACACCAUCACAAGGAGCUCAAUCAUGACGGACCACGAUCACGGCUUGGGCCUGUCAGGGCUCAGGCGCAUCCGGCAGCAGCACAAUCCCGUUCGAGCUCCCACGAUGCCUUCCUCUGGAAGUCGGGCACCUUCUCUCAGCGCUCUCACCAGAUGCUCGUCCGUUUCAGUGCUGUCCGACAUGGGCAACACACCCAUCUCUCCUGGCCCAACUUCUCCUGCCUUUACUGAAGACCUGAACCGCUUUCCGUCCGAGUCGUUGCAUUCCUUUUCAUUUGCGCAUCAGUCUGAAGACCUUUUGCACAGCCGCCAAAAUGUCCUCAAAAAGUCCAUCGAGUUUAUGAAAGAUCGGAUGGGCUGGUCGGUCUCGACGAGCGCUGCCAUGGCCAGCGCGCAAGCUCGGGUCACUGGUGACGUGGAGAUGCAGAACAUGUUGGACCUCCUCGCGAAAGCCCAACUGGUAGGGGCUGGUAACAUUCCAAAUGGGGACCUUAGCAUCCCCACAGGUCCACUGAGUGGUCCUGCAACCAUGUCUGACGAGAAUGUGUUUGAUAAGGAGUUCAUCCCGAGGACUGAAAGCCCAGGUCCGAUCGAGAGAACGCCCUUGUUGUCCCCCUUGACCCUGGAACCUGCUGAGCUGAAGGAUGCGCCGGCUACUGCACCCCUCCCCAAAUCUCAGCUCCUCAUGGGAGGAGAGCCCGACUCUGAGAGCUCAUCGAGAACCCCCACCAACGAGAGCGGCACGACAGCAAAAACGCACACAACCGGGAAGACGACACCUCCACCUGCUAUUCGUCCGAACGUUGCGCUGAAGCGGACCAUGACCGACACUGUCCAGAUAUCGGUGCAGCAAAAGCUUAUGGACGCCAUGGCCCAGCCGUUCCUUGCCACCGAGCCGGUCCAAGCACAGCACAUCAUCUCGCGAAAAUCACCUCAGCAAGCCUUCACUCCCAUGAUCAACACAGCUACCUCGCUGCCGGGUGCGGCACAUGGCUCCACGAGAUGGGUACCUGCCGCCCAGGCCAUUUUCACCACAGAGUCGAAGCCACCAUGGACGAUUCUUGCCGCCAACGAUCUUGCCUGUUUGCUUUUUGGUGUGACCAAGGCCGAGGUCAGGAAGAUGGGUAUCUUGGAGGUGGUGCAGGAAGAAAGGCGGAACUGGCUGUCGCGAAAGCUGCAGGCGGGCGUGCACGACGAUGCGGGAGAUGGCUCUGAGAACGAUGCACCAUCACCGACGAAAGUAACCACGCCGACUAAGAGUCUGCUCGGUGCUCGCGGGGGUGGAAUCACGGCAAAACUCUUGAGCAAGCCCAAUUCGAGGACGCAGGCCCCCAAAACUGGCCGGCGACCUGCAACGAUCCACAACGGCGACCCUAAGCCACCAAAGCCGGGGCAUGCUCAUAACAACAGCAAGUCUAGGGGCGUGCUGCUGUGCGGAGACGUGGUCCCGAUCCAAAAGCGAAACGGCGCAACGGGUUCGGCCAGCUUGUGGGUGAAGGAGAAGAAGGUGGGCCUCAUCUGGGUCUUGGAGGAGAUCCACGAGGACGUUGCGUAUGUGGACGUUGACGAAGACGGCAACGUUGUCAAACUUUCCGGUGCGCUGGGCCCUAUUUGGGGAGACGAGACGAUCCAGCCUGGCCUGGACGUUGGGCGGUUGAUACCCCGUAUUCCGCGCCAAGGCUUUGACCCACGGUUCGGCGAGGUCGACUACUACGAGAUUACCAAAAAGAAGUACUACACCUGCCGCAACUGCGACAGAAUCAACAUUCCGGCCACAGUCGAGCAGGUCCGGGGGAAAACUGAACUGCGAGUGUCCAGUUUCCCCCACAUUGCCGGUAUCGUUGUGGUGGCCCCUCAGAGCUUGAAGAUCAAGAGCUCAAACUCUGUCUUUUGUGGCGCCCUUUUCGGUCACGAGAAGCCGGACGGGAUGUCUAUCAACAGCCUGGUGCCAAACUUUGACAGGAUCCUUCAGAUUCUGACGGACGAAGAUGGCAUUCACUUGGUUGAUGGCAUCGUGAUUCCGGAGCACUCCUUCAGGAAAGCAUCGGCCUUCCUUGCCCUCAGAGAGGGCCGGCCGGAUGCUGCAACGGGAUUUUUGCGGCCCGAAGGUCUUCCGGCCAAGCAUCGGGAUGGCUCCGAACUCAAAAUUGACAUUCAGAUGCGCGUGGUGAAGAGUGAAAACCAAACCACGAUCCACGAGGAGGUGGUCGAGGAGGGGAGCGAUGACGACUCUGCGUCCGGGGGAGCCAACGACAAAUUUGUGGUGCCACACACAGAGAUGGUUUAUGCUUUGUGGAUAACCUACUCUAGGCAUUUGCAUGCAUCCAGAACAAAUUUGGGAGUAUCGUCGCCGCUGCUCUCUGGCGCUGCCACCCCGCUUCACCAACCGUCACCUGGACAAACACCCGCGCAUACACCGGUGGAAAUGCAGUCGGAUUCCGACAAUGAGCCGCCAAAGGAGGAACAGACGGCCGCCUCCUCGCUGGCGAGACAGCUGAAGGACGCUGCUUACAACGCCGCUGCCAAAAUCACCGGGGGUGCCAUCAAGGGCACCGAGGCACCAAUGGAGCAGCAACAACCGGCGAUCGCGGCUGAUGCCAAGUCGGAAGCAAAGAAGAAGUCGAUCGACGACUUUGUCAUCCUCGAGGAAAUGGGACAAGGCGCCUACGGCCAAGUCAAGCUGGCCCGUUAUCGCAACAGCGGCAAGCGCAGCAUUCUCAAAUAUGUUACCAAGAGGCGCAUUCUGGUCGACACGUGGACGCGAGACAGACGACUGGGUACUGUCCCGCUGGAGAUCCACGUGCUGGACUACCUGCGUCGCGACGGCUUCAAGCACCCCAACAUUGUCGAGAUGGAGGACUUUUUCGAGGACGAAGUGAAUUACUACAUUGAGAUGGUGCCGCACGGCUUGCCGGGGAUGGAUCUUUUCGACUACAUUGAGCUUCGCGCCAACAUGGAGGAGCAAGAGUGCCGGAGCAUCUUUGUUCAGGUCGCGAGAGCGAUUCAGCACCUGCACACCAAGGCGCUGGUGGUGCACCGGGAUAUCAAGGACGAGAAUGUCAUCUUGGAUGGGGAGGGAAGGAUCAAGCUGAUUGAUUUUGGGAGCGCGGCGUAUAUCAAGAGCGGGCCGUUUGAUGUUUUUGUGGGCACGAUUGACUACGCAGCCCCAGAAGUUCUGGCUGGCAGGCCCUACGGCGGCAAAGAGCAGGAUGUAUGGGCGUUGGGCAUUCUGCUCUACACCAUCAUCUACAAGGAGAACCCGUUCUACAGCAUUGAUGAGAUUAUGGACCGGGACCUGAGGGUGCCGUAUACCAUCAGUGACGACAGCAUUGAUCUCAUUCGGAAGAUGCUGGAUCGGAACGUGGAGCAGAGACUGGAUAUCGAGCAGGUGUUGGCGCAUCCUUGGUGUAGGAUGAUGGAGUAGAUGGGGGGUUUGGAUGAAGAGAGUGAUAGAGAGGAGGAAAAGAGGUGGUGGCGUGAUGAUACCCCGAGGUUUUUAGGAAGGAGGAUAAAAAUGGACAGUGACAGAGAGAUGCUAUUAGCCGGGGGGGUGGGGGGGGUGGUGGUUGGUUGUGGAUUAAAACAAACAAAAGCUGAAGCGUUUUUCUUUCUUUGUUUCUUGUGCUGCUGUGGGUGGUUAAAGGGAAUCGUGGAUGCAUGGUUUAUGGCGUAUAUGAUUAUUGAGAUGAGUAAAGAUGAUGAGGGGUAUGAAAAUUGAUGGGUUGGGUGGUAUAUUUCUUUGUGUUUCUUUUGUGGUGUUAAGAGACGAAGAGAUGUGGGGUUAGAGGAGGAGAUUGAGACCGAGAAAAGAGAGAGAGAGAGAGAGAGUGUGUGUAUGAUGCUGAUGAUGAUGGGAGAGCCACAUUAUAUUUUCCACCACCUCUGUUGUUGUCAUGGGAGUAAAGUCUGGUAUACAUUAUUUUUCUUUAGUCAAUCGAGAAGUU